AGCGAUAAGGUGUAUUGGAAAAUCAUGAUUGUUGAAUUGCUUUGGUAUAAUGGGCAGUGUUGAUGAUACCCUCCUGGUGAGACAUCUCCCGUCACAGCUCUUCAAUGGAGACAAAGAAGAACUCCUAAGACAUUUUGGGGCAGUUAGGGUCAAAGUGAUGGGCGCUAGAGGUGCAAUGAAACAUACAGCAUUUGUUACAUUCUCAGACAGUAUGCAUGCCGCUAAGGCAUUAAACAGGUUACAUCAACUUGAGGUAUUAGGAUGUAAACUUGUGGCAGAGUUUGCUAAGAAAUCUCACCAGAAACAUUUCCCAUCCAUAUCAGACAAUCAAAGGGGAAGAAAGGUCACAGAAGAGAAACAGGACAAGAGAACAGAAGAUAAAACACAGAAUCUGCCAUCAUCUGAUACAGUGUAUAAAAAAUGGGGGGUAAAUUAUCCAAAGAACCCCAAACUGUGUUACUUGUAUCCACCACCUACAGUCAGUAUCAUAACAAAUAUAGCCAAUGCUCUAGCCUCAUGUCCGAGGUUCUAUGUGCAGGUAUUGCAUUUAAUGAAUAAGAUGAAUUUACCAGCUCCAUUUGGUGCAGUUACUCCUACCCCUCCUAUCCCAUUAAAAGAAUCAGCUGUGAUACGUGAACCUGACAAUACAAAGACAGAGGCAAUGGAUGUCUCUAGUACAGAGGAAUCAGAAAUAGAAAGUGAGGGAGAAUCUCUAAAAAAAAGCACAGAUCAGCCCUCAUUAAAAAGACAGAUAAGAAAAAAGCCAAAACUAUCUAGCAAGCGUCCAAGAUUUCUAGAAAAUUUAGAGAUACCUGUUCAAUCAAAUGUUCCUGUCAUGAUGCCAAGUAAAGUCUUUGAAAAUGUACAAGAACAACUUCAAGCCAAGAAAAUACAAAUGAAAAUACCAGAAGCCAUUGUUCAUGAGCAACCACCACAAGAAACAACAAAUCCAGAACCUGGUUUUCUAUCAGAUGUACUAUCAUCAUUAAACAGAGCAGAAGAAAUCCAUGCUGAGGGGGGAUUUGGCAAAAUAGAACCGGUUAAAAAGGCAUCAGAGAAUAUUGAAAUAAAGGACACUAAUUUACCGUACACAGUAGACUCAAGCAAGUUCUUAUCAAUAGAAGAAAUAAAGAAAGGAAGAAUAUCACAAAGUGAAUGGAAGAAUUAUUCUGUGUUCAGGAAAUAUGAAGCAGGUGACAGAACGAAAAGAUUAUAUCUGAAAAAUCUAAAUAAACACACCAGUGAACAGGAUUUGGUUGAUAUAUUUGGAAAUUAUAUAGACUGGAAUUCAGAGACGGAGAAAUCCAUGUUUGAUAUACGAGUUAUGAAGGAGGGAAGAAUGAAAGGACAAGGAUUUAUCACUUUUCCAUCAGAAGAAUCAGCAGAGAGAGCUAUGCAUGAUACCAAUGGAUUUACCCUUAACAAUAAACCCAUGGCAGUUCAAUUUGCACGAUCAGCAAAAGCAAAAGAUGCCACUGUAGAGAAAUCUUGACAGAUGGAUGGUUUAUAAGGGAGAAUAAGUUAUUUCAAAUCUCAUUGGAGUUGGUUGCUGAAACUAGAGAAUUUGAUAGACACCAUGACUUUAAUACUAAACUGAAUCAACAUUCAAUUGUAUUGGUUACAGAAGACAGACAAAAAUCAAUAAAAAUCUACAAUUUGA
This is a messenger RNA of Mytilus trossulus (common blue mussel), 1660 nucleotides long. RefSeq names its product RNA-binding region-containing protein 3-like. The transcript is spliced from 15 exons. The record is from RefSeq and is a predicted model, not a curated record. Gene Ontology annotation, molecular function: U12 snRNA binding; pre-mRNA intronic binding; protein binding. Gene Ontology annotation, biological process: mRNA splicing, via spliceosome. Gene Ontology annotation, cellular component: U12-type spliceosomal complex. The coding region runs from base 50 to 1492 and encodes 480 amino acids. Lineage: Eukaryota; Metazoa; Mollusca; Bivalvia; Mytilida; Mytilidae.